GUCAGCGCAGGCAAUGAAAGUGCAUGCUUGACAACAGCAUAUUUGGCUGAGCUGGCGAAUCUGGAACCACAACUCGUCCCGCUGGUCGUAUGCUUUAGAUACUGGGCUAAGAUCUGUUGUGUGGACCAGAUGGAAGAAGGUGGACUUCCAUCCUACUGCUUUGCCCUCAUGGUCAUCAGCUUCCUGCAGCGAUGCAAAGAACCCGUCUUACCGUCAUACCUAGAAUCUGUGGGUUUGCACGUGAGUAAACUGAAGAGUUUCUCCUUAACUGGGGUUGAAAAAGGACAUGUGCUUUGGGUAUAUGAUCAAACCUCAAGCGACUCGUCCCAAGAUAAAGCUGUCAAGAAGGGAAAGUGUCCGCUGGUUUUCAAUGGCCGCAGUCCUUGUGUGCUGCUAGGGAAGCUGUGGAUCGAGCUAUUACGAUAUUAUUCACUGGAAUUUCAAAUACCUGAGAAAGUCAUUAGCGUGCGCACAAACGGUGACCUGUGGCGCGAUCUGAAAGACUGGCCCAAAAAGAGGAUUGCAAUAGAAGAUCCAUUCGCCGUCCAGAGGAACGUGGCCCGGAUGUUGAAUAGUCAGAUGAUGUUUGAGUAUUUGGUGCAUUGCCUCAAAACAACUUACAAGUACUUCGCUUCUCCUUCAAAAAGCCCAGCAGGGAAGGUCAGUUCAAGCAGUCAGUCUGGCAAAUCUGUGAGAGCUGCGAACCAUGUUGAUUCAGUGAAGAGAAGCCCGAGAGUGGCAGCGGAGGGUUUGAACAGGUCUCGUGUGAGGUCCAGUCCGCAGAGCGCUGAAGAGCUGGAAGACUCGGACUGCGUGAUUGAGCUGGAGCGAGACGAGGAGGAAGAAGCCGACUCUGACAUAGAGACUGAGGGUGAAGAUGAGGAAGAUGAAGGGUCUGGAUGUGAUCAUUGGGGCGAUGAGAUCUUCCCGUUCGAGCGGGAGAUGAGUGAUGAUGGGGGGUCUGAGGAAGCAUCGUCUGUCCUAAACAAACCCAAAGCCGAGCUUACCAAAUCCGAAUCUCCUCCGACGGCUCCUGAAGUCUUUCAGUAUGUCUUCAGCAAGCGGUUCUUCAGUAAUGGCAAGUCCCCCGUUCUGAUAUGCAGCCUUUGUAAGAGCGAUGGGCAUUCGAAACAGGACUGUCCCGAGGACUUCAAACGAAUGGAGCUUGAACCCCUUCCACUUAUGACUCUAGACUUCCUCCAGAUCCUCAGUGAAGUCUGUGAGCAAUGCUACCGUGACUUUGCACCAGAUGAUGUGGAGGUGAAAGUCAGAGAACAUAUUUUACAAGAUUUCGAGACUUUCCUGAGAUGCCAAGUGCCAGGAGCCAAGUUGGUUUUGUUUGGCUCGUCCAAGAAUGGGUUUGGCUUUAAACAGAGCGACUUGGACAUCUGUAUGACUCUAGAAGGCCAGGACACAGCAGAGGGUUUGGACUCCAUGGCUGUUAUCGAGAGUUUGGCUAAAGCGCUGCGGAAACACCACAGCCUGAGAAACAUCCUACCUAUUACUACCGCAAAAGUCCCAAUUGUGAAGUUUUACCACACCAAAACUGGACUAGAGGGAGAUAUAAGCUUGUACAAUACACUGGCUUUGCACAACACGCAGUUACUGGCAUCAUACGCUGCGAUUGACGCUCGGGUGAAGAUCCUCUGCUACGUCAUGAAAGUGUUCGCUAAAGUCUGUGAUAUUGGCGACGCGUCCCGUGGGAGUCUGUCUUCAUAUGCCUACACCCUGAUGGUGCUGUACUUCCUUCAACAAAGAAGCCCGCCUGUUAUCCCAGUUCUCCAAGAGAUGUAUGUUGGGGAGAAGAAGCCUGUAGUUCUUGUCGAUGGCUGGGAUGUUCAUUUCUUUAGUGAUCUGAAGAACUUGCAUAAAUACUGGCCGGGGUACAAGAAGAAUAAGGAGUCGGUGGGGCAGCUGUGGUUUGGGCUGCUGCAGUUUUACACCGAGACGUUUGACUUCAAGGAGACUGUCGUCUGCAUCCGCAGGAUAGAGCCUCUCACCACCUUCAAGAAGCAGUGGACCUCCAAACACCUCGCCAUCGAGGAUCCCUUUGAUUUGAGUCAUAAUCUUGGAGCUGGUCUCUCACGGAGAAUGGCGAGCUUCAUCAUGAAGGCCUUCAUCAACGCCCGCAGAGUUUUCGGCGCCCCCGUCAGAGACUUCCCACCAGAGUAUCCCAACAAAAUGGAGUAUUUUUUUGACCCAGAGGUGCUGACAGAGGGCAAGCUUGCACCCAAUGACCGCUGCUGCCGGAUUUGUGGGAAGAUUGGGCAUUUUAUGAAAGACUGUCCAAUGCGAAAGAGACAAAGACGUGACGCUGAUGGACGUGGUGUGAACAGACCCGAUGGCAGAGUGAUGACGGAUGGCGAACGGUGGCGGCAGAGGGAGGAGAAGUGCUGUUAUCUGUGUGGUUCCAGCGCUCACAUCAAGAAAGACUGCCUGCUGGCCAAAUCGUUAGAAUCCUCCCCAAACACACACCAAAGAAGCCCUGCGUCAGACAGACUAGACAGUCCUCAGCAGGACAGGAAAAAGAAGCGAAAAGCAAAGAGGAUGAUUUUGGGUCCUGAAGCAGGUAGUCUUGCCAGCAGACAUGCGUCAUUAAAUGCGUCUAUGGAGAAGUGGAGCCCUUUCAAGUAAAUCAUCUAAAGAGAGGCGUUUCUGGAUCUACAGCAGCCCGAGCUCAGUAUUAUCAUAAACCCGUUAGAACACCUUGAUUAAUGUGCCUUGUAUCGGUGUCUAAUUUUUAGUUUAGUUUUUUU
This is a messenger RNA of Sinocyclocheilus rhinocerous, 2756 nucleotides long. Its product is annotated as terminal uridylyltransferase 4-like. The record is from RefSeq and is a predicted model, not a curated record. The coding region runs from base 130 to 2634 and encodes 834 amino acids. The transcript is spliced from 22 exons. NCBI's taxonomy places the organism in Eukaryota, Metazoa, Chordata, Actinopteri, Cypriniformes, Cyprinidae. Gene Ontology annotation, molecular function: nucleic acid binding; zinc ion binding; RNA uridylyltransferase activity.